Molecule: messenger RNA, 1260 nt
Organism: Diabrotica balteata
Lineage: Eukaryota; Metazoa; Arthropoda; Insecta; Coleoptera; Chrysomelidae
Source: the annotation of a GenBank genome assembly
AUGUUACACGUCCGAGGAAAUCGAAGAGACUACGAUAAAUGGGCAAACCUAGGCAAUCCGGGCUGGUCUUUUAAAGAGGUCCUUCCAUAUUUCCUGAAGUCCGAAGAUUUUAAUGUAGACGGAGGUGACGAAGGUUUUCAUAAUAAAGGAGGCUAUCUAUCGAUCAGUGAUGUACCUUUUAGAACGGGAUUGGUCGAUGCUUUAGUGAAGAGUGGACAAGAAUCUGGUUAUCCGUAUGUUGAUUAUAAUGGGAAAGAACAAAUAGGGGUAUCUUAUGUCCAAGCUCACUUACGAAAUGGAAGACGUUGUAGUGCUGAAAAGGCCUUUCUUCGUCCUGCUGCAGCGAGAUCCAAUUUAAAAAUUCUCACUAACAGCAGAGUAGUUCAAAUUUUAAUCGAUCUAUUUACCAAAAAGGCUUAUGGUGUUCAAUACGCCAAGGAUAAGAAAUACUUUAACGUUUUUGCUAAAAGGGAAGUUAUUGUUAGUGCUGGUGGUCUUAAUUCGCCACAGCUAUUGAUGCUAUCUGGAAUUGGUCCAAGAGAAGAUUUAGAACAGCUCGGUGGCGUGGAAGGGUUAUUGUAUUUUAAAAGCAAAGUAUCUGAUGACCCUGAUCCAUUAUACCCUGACGUAGAACUAAUAUUUUUAGCAGGAACCAUUGCAGCUGACAAUGGACAUUUAUAUACAAAAUUGUUUAAUGUACCACGUGAUACUUAUGACCGAAUUUGGAAAAUGUACGAAAAAAAGCCAGCAUAUCAAAUAAUGCCGAUGUUAACCCAUCCAAAAUCUUUUGGAUUUAUCAAGUUAGCUUCUAAGAACCCCUUUAGGUGGCCAAAAUACUAUGCAAACUUUUUGUCAGAUCCCCAAAAUCACGACAUAAAAACUUUUAUAGCGGCUAUCAGAGAAAUUCAACGAAUUAGUACUAGUCCCACCUUAAAACAAUUAGGAGCUACUAUAGUAAGAACCCCACUACCAGGUUGUGAGCACCUGGUCUUUGAUAGUGACGAAUAUUGGGAAUGUGGUCUAAGAUCUCUGACUAGUAGUGUCUGGCAUCAAGUAUCAACGUGCAAAAUGGGACCAAGAGGAGAUCCGGAAGCCGUGGUUAAUAAUAGAGGAGAAGUUUAUGGAGUAGAGAAUCUGAGAGUGGCUGAUACAAGUAUAAUCCCUUUUCCAUUAUCUGCACAUACAACUGGACCUUCAUACAUGAUCGGGGAACGAGUAUCUGAUUUUAUUAAAGACAAAUGGAAAGCAAAUACCGUAUAA